Paramecium primaurelia is the source of this 916-nucleotide messenger RNA. Lineage: Eukaryota; Ciliophora; Oligohymenophorea; Peniculida; Parameciidae. The record is from the annotation of a GenBank genome assembly.
AUGGGAGGUCAUGGAGGAUUGAAUAUACUUCCUUAAAAAAAGUGGAAUGUGUACAAUAUGGAGAAUAGGAAUAUAGUUGAAAGAGAUAAAAGAAAAGAAAGAGAGAGAAUUUAAAAGGAAUAAAGAAGAGAACAUAAAGAAUAAGCAGGAAAUAGAAUAUAGAAGCUUAAAUAAUAAAGAAGAGCUGCUUCUCAUACUCCAAGUAGAAGUGUUAGUGAAAGUAAUAGCAGAAGUAGAAGUAGAAGUCAAAGCUAAAAGAAAUAAGGCUCAUCAAAAAUAAGUAAGAUUUAAUUAUGAUAAUUUAGAUAAUGAAUUAAGAGAAAUAUUGGAGGCAAAAUAACAUAUAAACUUGUUUAAAGAAGAAGAAUAAUAUUUGUUAUAGAAAGAAAAUAAUUAAGCUAAAAUAGAAUUAGAGAAGGAGUUUUUUAAAGACAAACCAUUUGAUUUGAGUACUAAAUUUUUAGGAUAAUAUGAAUAAACAAAACCAUGGUAUAUUUAAUAGAGGUAAGAUUAACAUUAAACUUAAUUAUAAUAAAAGGUUAAGUAAUAAUUAUAACAUUUUAAAGAAAAAUAAGAUAAUUAUUAUCAAAUUUUAGAUUUAAGUAAAAAAUACUAAGAAGAAACUUUGAUUUCAUAAAUUGAGACUAAAAAAGAAGAAGAAACAAUUAAGAGAGAAGAAUAAUAAGAUCCAGCUGCUAUAAAAGAAGAGAAAAGAAGAUAAAAGAAAUUACAAAAACUUGGAUAAUAAUUGUAAGAAUUAUUAGGCAGUGAUGAUUCAGAAUUAGAAAAAAAAAGAUAAAAAUCAAAAUAAAAUGAAAGAGAAAAAUUAAGAAAAGAAAGAUUGUAAAGAGAGAAGGUAGAAAGAUCUAGAGAAUAAAAGCUUUUAUCAACUAUUUAUGAAUUCAAAUAAAAAUGA